UCCCCACAAGUCCAACCAAUUUGCACCUAAAACCCAAAUUUCUCUCUCUCUCUAGCUUUACCAUUUUCUUCUACUAACCGAAAAUAAUGGCCGAAACCGCCAAAUCCACGCCUGCAUCGGUGGACAUGGCUAAUCCGGAGGAGCUUAAGAAGGUUUUCGACCAGUUUGAUUCCAACGGCGAUGGCAAGAUCUCUGUAGCUGAGCUCGGCGGCGUCUUUAAGGCCAUGGGCACUUCGUACACGGAGACUGAACUCAACCGCGUCCUGGAGGACGUCGAUACAGAUCGCGACGGCUUCAUCAACGUCGACGAGUUCUCAGCUCUCUGCCGCUCGUCUUCCUCCGCAUCCGAGAUCCGCGACGCCUUCGAUCUCUACGAUCAGGACAAAAACGGCCUCAUCUCCGCCUCUGAGCUUCACCAGGUCCUUAACCGCCUCGGGAUGUCCUGCUCCCUCGAAGACUGCUCUCGGAUGAUCGGACCCGUCGACGCUGACGGCGACGGAAAUGUCAAUUUCGAAGAGUUUCAGAAGAUGAUGACGUCAUCCUCCCUCAUCAACAGCAACGGAUCCGCGAACGGAGCUUCGGCUUAGGGGUAAUUUAGGAAUGCUAAUGAAUGCUGGAAUUAAAGGGGUUCGAUCGAGGCGCAAUUUUUUACUCGUUUUCUGAAUGGCUACUCCUUAUUCUGGCCCAUUUUCCGACGUAAUUUAUAAACUUAAGUGAUAUUCCAUCUGUUUCACUAUACUCUUUCUUUC
Eutrema salsugineum is the source of this 749-nucleotide messenger RNA. Its product is annotated as probable calcium-binding protein CML27. Lineage: Eukaryota; Viridiplantae; Streptophyta; Magnoliopsida; Brassicales; Brassicaceae. The record is from RefSeq and is a predicted model, not a curated record. Gene Ontology annotation, molecular function: calcium ion binding. The transcript is spliced from 2 exons. The coding region runs from base 87 to 587 and encodes 166 amino acids.